This is a messenger RNA of Nerophis ophidion (straightnose pipefish), 6006 nucleotides long. It is a transcript of the gene ntn2, whose product is annotated as netrin 2. The coding region runs from base 398 to 2299 and encodes 633 amino acids. The transcript is spliced from 8 exons. The record is from RefSeq and is a predicted model, not a curated record. Lineage: Eukaryota; Metazoa; Chordata; Actinopteri; Syngnathiformes; Syngnathidae. Gene Ontology annotation, molecular function: protein binding.
CGAGUAGGCGCUAUGAGGUGUUUGGCCAGCAGAGGACGCCCAUUCCCUGCUAAAAACAAUUGCCGAAGAAGAAGGCCUACAACUACAGACGUUUUCGUCGUUUGUGUAUGGGAUUUCCAUAAAAGAGGUCUCAAAUUUCGGACCAAAACGACCACUGAGCUCCAAAGUGUGACAAGUGAAGGAGAAGCUUCCAUCUCAUGAAGGGCCUGAUGUGAAGGGUCACCGAGCUCAGACACUUGUCUUCCUCUGAGCAGUAAUUAAGCACAUCUAAGGGAGAUUUUAGUGAGCCGUUGGACAGGUCUGCGCUCAUUCGCUGUCUCGCUUUUAAUAGCAUCACUUCUCUGAUAAGACUCUGAGACAUCUACUUAUUCAUACACAGGCAGGCUUUAAGAGCAGAAUGAGGGAACCCUGGAGGUACCUGCUGUGCUUGUGCCUCCUGGCCUGCUCAGCCUCCUCACACAGCGCGAACAAUCCCUUUGCGGGGCAACAGACCCCUGUGGACCCUUGCUACGACGAUGCCGGUGCAGCCCGCCGCUGUAUCCCAGAGUUCAUCAACGCCGCAUUUGGAAAAGAGGUGGCAGUGUCCAGCAUGUGCGGCCGCCCACCGUCCCGCUCUUGUAGUGUGGUGGAGCGUGGCGACGACCGGCCGUCCGUGCGCACGUGCCAGAUCUGCGACGCCGUCGACCCCCGCCGGUCCCAUCCGGCUUUCUACCUCACAGAUCUCAACUCGGCUCACAACCUGACUUGCUGGCAGUCGGAGAACCUCAACACGUCACCGUACAAUGUGACUCUGACUCUUUCUCUUGGUAAAAAGUUUGAGAUCACCUAUGUAAGUUUACAGUUCUGCUCGCCAAGACCUGAAUCACUGGCCAUCUACAAGAGCAUGGACUAUGGCAAGACCUGGACGCCCUACCAAUUCUACUCGUCACAGUGUCGACGCGUGUACAAUCGACCCAACAAAGCAAGCAUUACAAAGCAGAAUGAACAGGAAGCGCUGUGCACUGAUGGCCACACAGACCUCUACCCCCUCUCUGGAGGACUCAUAGCUUUCAGCACCUUGGAUGGACGACCGUCUGGCAAGGACUUUGACAACAGCCCGGUCCUUCAGGACUGGGUGACCGUCACUGAUAUCCGCGUGGUCUUCAGCCGGCCCCAACAGUCGCGGGAGCUGGCGGCCGGAAGCAACAGUGGAGGAGGAAGGGACAACGACCCCAUGGCGAUGACAUUAACGCUGCCGACGUAUUUCUACGCGGUGGGUGACUUCCAGGUGGGCGGAAGGUGCAAGUGCAACGGCCAUGGGUCACGGUGCCUGAAUGACAAGGAGGGCAAGCUGGUGUGCGACUGCAAGCACAACACAGAAGGACCGGAAUGCGACCGCUGUAAGCCCUUCCAUUACGACCGGCCAUGGCAGAGGGCGAGCGCCCGCGAGGCCAAUGAGUGUUUACCGUGUAACUGCAACCUGCACGCCCGCCGCUGUCGUUUCAACAUGGAGCUGUACAAGCUGUCUGGGAGGAAGAGCGGGGGCGUGUGCAUGAACUGCCGCCACAACACCGCGGGACGCCAUUGCCACUACUGCAAGGAGGGCUUCUACCGAGACAUGGCCCGACCCAUCUCUCACCGCAAGGCCUGCAAAGCUUGUGACUGUCACCCUGUGGGAGCAGCGGGUAAGACAUGUAACCAGACCACGGGCCAGUGCCCCUGCAAGGACGGCGUCACCGGCGUCACCUGCAAUCGCUGUGCCAAAGGCUACCAACAGAGCCGCUCCCCCGUUGCCCCCUGCAUCAAGAUCCCCGUGGUCAACCCCACAGCUGUGGUGAGCAGCACAGAAGAACCAUCAGACUGUGAGUCGUACUGCAAACCAGUGAAGGGCAACCUGAAGAUCAACAUGAAGAAGUACUGCAAAAAGGAUUAUGCGGUCCAAGUCAACGUGCUGGACAUGGAGACGGUCGGCGACUGGGCCAAGUUUUCGGUCAACGUCAUGUCAGUGUACAAGAGCCGCGGCGAGCCCCUGAAGCGCGGGGACAACAUCUUGUGGGUGCACAUGAAGGACCUGGCCUGCAAGUGUCCCAAGAUCCAAAUGAGCAAGCGCUUCCUGGUCAUGGGCGGCAGCGACGGCACGGGCACGGGAGGGGCGGGGCCCGGAGUGGGGCCCGGCGGGGGGACCUCCAACCCCGGGACGGAACGGGUGGGUCUCCUGGCCGAUAAGAACAGCCUGGUGAUCCAGUGGCGGGACGUUUGGACGAGACGACUGAGGAAGUUCCAGCGCAAGGAGAAGAAGGGGAAAUGCGGCAAAGCAUGAUGGGGCCCCACAACCCCGCCGCCUUUUUUUUUUGUUGUUUUCCAGCACGGGACCGCCGCACAUUACCAAGACUGCAUGUACCCUCCAGUACCUGUUUAAGGACCACAUUUUGUGUAAAUUGUAUAAUUAUUGUCCUUUUCUAUUUGUCUUUCCUGUCCUAUUGGUUUGCCUUGAAAAGGGACCAUUAAAAAGGGUACCAAGUGGAGACACAAGCAGACCUUGCCUUUGGAACCAUCCGCUCCGUUUACGACCUGCCUAGUUCUACAGAAAGGAUUUUGAGACGAACCAGAACUCCAGUCCUGAUGGCGGGAUCUCCGCCAUAUUUUAUUUUUUUUAAUCAGCCGGACCACUUGAGAAAUGUUUAUUUGCUGCUCAUUUUUUGUGACGGAGGAUUAGCAGGAACCUUUGACUCUACUCUUGUCUCAGCUGGGAAUUUUCCACAACAAACUGCUGCUGCCUCCACGCUGGACUCAUGCAAGCUCUUCUUCUUCGGAUGAUCCCCCGUGUCAUGUCCUAGACGCAACUAAACAACCGGACUAUUUAGACUGGAAAGUUUUUCGGCGAGUGUUCUGUAUUAUGACAUGGCGGUAUCACGUUUCAUCCCUCGUGUGCUUUUCUGUUUGCAUGCUUGCGGUUAGCGCCGCAACCCUCAAGACGCAUCUCGCCCUCUCAUCCUUUGCCAAAUGACCAUAGUCGGGGGUUUCAAUGUGAUUAAGACGACUAUGGAAGUCAAGGCUCUCAAGAUAAACACAGAUUGGAGGGGUCGCCGGCGUCCAGCUCGCGAGCGCGCUGACAGCCACGUCAUGCGCGUUAGCGGCUGUUUGGCUGCGAGUUUGGUUUGUCCUUUCUCCAAGAGUACCUCUCCCAAGUCAAGACCCCAGCCCCACGCCCCCUCAUGUUGUGUAUGGAGUGUUUUUAGAUAUGUGACAGGUCUUUCAAGAAUGUAUGUCCAACUGUGAAGAACUCACUCAAAUGCAUGGAUAGUGUGAGUUAGCCCUAAGAAUGUCCAUGUCACGCCUCCAAAAAUAACCCUAACCAAAAUACGUUUGGAGCAACAACCGAUGCUUUGACAGCAUUUACUACUGCGGAACCUUCCAAGCCGAGGUGUUCUCUUUCCAAAUCAAUGUUCCCCAAUAGGACAUGAUGUGUAGUGCAUUGGAAAACUACAGAAAUAUAGUAAAAGUACUCACAGAAAGAAGAUUGGCCAAUAAUGGAGAGGGAACUGGAAAUGGUCUGUUGCAAGUAGGGAUAGGUACAUCGUUUGGUACUUUAUUGAGUACUCGCCAAAUUUUGUUGGUACUACUACUGGGUAUCCAUUUAAAGCUGCAAGUAUGCCUGAUAGAAAACGCUUAAACGUACAGAAAGGCUACACUUUUCAAAAUGUGCUAGCUCAAUGCUAAUUAAUAUGGGAUUUGCUGUAGACAUGCUACAGAUUAGCAUUAGAGAUCUUACAUGGCGAUUUCUUUAUUUUUUUUUCCAUUUAAUUUUUGACAUCCAGCGUCACACAUUCCUAUCCAUUACAUCAUUUUUACCUACAGAAAAUAUCUGUUGUCUGCCCUAAAGUCAAAAUAUUUUUUGUUUACAUCCCAAUGAUGACACCAAGACAGCAAGGAAACAAAAUAUUUACAGAUAAAUCAAUUAAAUAAAGAAAAAAUAAAUAAUAAUAAUAAAUUAAUAAUAAUAAUAAUCACAAAUAAAAUAAAAUAAUAUAAUCAGAUAGUAUUUUUUUUUUUUUAAAGGUAGGGGUACAUCAUUUGGUACUUUGAGUACUCACUGAAUUUUGUUGGUACUACUGGGUAUCCAUUUAAAGCUGCAAGUAUGCCUGAUAGAAAACGCUUAAACGUACAUAACGGCUACACUUUUCAAAAUGUGCUAGCUCAAUGCUAAUUGAUAUGGGAUUUGCUUUAGACAUGCUACAGAUUAGCAUUAUAGAUUUUACAUGUCGAUUUCUUUUUUUUUUCAUUUAAUUUUUGACAUUCAGCACCCCGCCUUCCGCCUGAUUGUAGCUGAGAUAGGCGCCAGCGCCCCCCGCGACCCCGAAGGGAAUAAGCGGUAGAAAAUGGAUGGAUGGAUGGACAUCCAGUGUCACACAUUCCUAUCCAUUAUAUCAUAUUUACCUACAGCAAAUAUCUGUUGUCUGGCCUAAAGUCAAAAUAUUUUUUGUUUACAUCCCAACGAUGAAGGAACAGCAAGAAAACAAAAUAUUUACAGAUAAAUCAAUUAAAUAAAGAAAAAAUAAAUAAUACUAAUAAUUAUAAAUUAACAAUAAUAACAAUCAGAAAUAAAAUAAAAAUAUUACCAGAUAGUUUUUUUUUUGUUUGUUUUUUUUAAACGGACAGGUAUAUAAUUUUGUAUUUUAAUGAGUACUCGUCGAAUUUUGUUGGUACAACCGGGUAUCGAUUUGAAGCUGCAAGAAUACCUAAUAGAAAAUGCUUGAACGAACAGUAAGGCUACACUUUUCAAAAUGCGUUAGCUCGAUGCUAAUUGACAUUGGAUUUGCCACAGAUGUGCUACAGAUUAGCAUUAGAGAUUUGACAUGGCGAUUUCAACACCUUUGAAUUAGAUAAUGAAAACUACAACUAAUAUGCUCGUUACAGUCAAACAGCUGGUGUGUAAUGAAUACAAUACCUACAGUAGAAGCACAUUUUCGGGCACGUCAAAAGACUGAUUUAGCUGGAAGGCAAAUACUACUUCCUGACUCGGCAAAAAAAUGUAGUCAAUACACUAGUGCCAUCUAAUAUCUUGGAAUUACAACUGCAUGCAAAGUACUAAAUAAUAUGUGCAAAUGAGACAGAGAUGGUGUAAGAAAACAAGAUACAACAACUGGACAACACAGUUAUCAUUAUCAGCUCACUUUAUAAAAAAAAUAUUUAAGGGACGGCGUGGCGCAGUAGCCGUGCGCAACCCGAGGGUUCCUGGUUCAAUUCCAACCUCGUCUUGUCCGUUGUGUCCUGAGCAAGACACUUCACCCUUGCUCCUGAUGGGUGCUGGUUAGCGCCUUGCAUGGCAGUGUGUGAAUGUGUGUGUGAAUGGGUAAAUGUGGAAGUAGUGUCAAAGCGCUUUGAGUACCUUGAAGGUAGAAAAGCGCUAUACAAGUACAACCCAUUUAUCAUUUAUCAUUUAACACUAAAUGGGUGGCAAGAUGGCGGCGCCCGGACGGGCUGCGACACUGCGGUGCUCUUGCUAAAGAUGGAACAUUUGGCGGAAAUGCCGGACAGUUCUGCAGACUUCAUGGCUGGUUCGCAUCGUGGUCACUCCGUGAUCACGUACGACCGCCAGACACUUCUGGAUAUGGACAUAUUGGGCCGUUUUGGACUGAUAGACGCGGGCGUGCUAAACAUGCUAACUAGCAUGGGGAUUCGUCGGCGGCUACGUCCAGCGGCCUGUGAAGCAGCGGAGUCUAGUAGCAGCGGGGGCCGUCUACGGAGCAGACGCCAGCGGUGUGAUCGGAAACGCGGAUGUCGAGCGGGGCUAAAAACAAAGCAGAAGGCUAAUCCCCACAGAACACCACUUUCCUCCAUCCCGAAGACGGAUUUAGAUGGAAAAUGCGAGACUACUGGUCUGGGUAAGGAGUCUGUUAAAUUAGAACAAGUUUUUUCUGCUUUGAGUGUUUCAGAGUUGGACAUGUGUUUUACUGAGGUGGCUAACUAUGAUGCGUGCAGUUUAUCAAAGCAACAAACAAACAAUCGGAAAAUCCCCGUUACUGA